Solanum dulcamara is the source of this 1381-nucleotide messenger RNA. RefSeq names its product COP9 signalosome complex subunit 6a. The transcript is spliced from 9 exons. The record is from RefSeq and is a predicted model, not a curated record. Gene Ontology annotation, cellular component: COP9 signalosome. The coding region runs from base 126 to 1061 and encodes 311 amino acids. Gene Ontology annotation, biological process: protein deneddylation. Gene Ontology annotation, molecular function: metallopeptidase activity; protein binding. NCBI's taxonomy places the organism in Eukaryota, Viridiplantae, Streptophyta, Magnoliopsida, Solanales, Solanaceae.
GGCACAAUAAAAGAAAAUUAAUGAAUUAGAGCCCACGGCAGAAAUUGAAAUUUACCCUUCUUCUCUUCUCCGAAAUCUGUUCUCCGGCGAACCGGAAGGAAACUCCGAGAAGAGGAACGGCGAGAAUGUCGUCAUCAUCGAGUAGCGGCUUGACAUUUAAGCUUCAUCCUUUGGUGAUACUCAACGUAUCGGAUCACUACACUCGUGUCAAGUCCCAGUCUCAACCUCCUCCUUCCCACUCCUCUAACGGUGCCGAUUCCCCUUCCGUACCUCCUAGGGUUUUCGGUUGUGUCAUCGGCGUACAGAGUGGCCGUACUGUCGAGAUCUUCAACAGCUUCGAACUUCUCUAUGAUCCCGCUACUCACUCCCUCGACCGCGCUUUCCUCGAGAAGAAGCAGGAGCUCUAUAAGAAGGUUUUCCCUAACUUUUAUGUACUGGGAUGGUAUUCAUCGGGGAGUGAUGCACAAGAAUUGGAUAUGCAUAUUCACAAAGCUUUGAUGGAUAUCAAUGAAAGUCCUGUGUACGUGCUUCUCAAUCCUUCCAUCAAUCAUGCACAGAAGGACCUGCCACUUACUAUCUAUGAAAGUGAGUUGCACGUCAUUGAUGGCAUCCCACAACUUAUUUUUGUCCAAGCAAGCUACCAGAUAGAGACUGUUGAAGCUGAACGGAUUUCUGUUGAUCAUGUUGCUCAUCUUAAACCAUCUGAUGGAGGUUCUGCUGCAACUCAGUUGGCUGCCCACCUUACUGGCAUACAUAGUGCCAUUAAGAUGCUGAAUAGCAGAAUCAGAGUGCUACAUCACUAUCUGCUUGCAAUGCAAAAAGGUGAUAUCCCCUGUGAUAAUUCACUUUUGAGGCAGGUCUCUAGUCUUUUAAGAAGAUUACCAGCUAUAGAGUCUGAGAAAUUUAAAGAUGAUUUCUUGAUGGAGUAUAAUGACACAUUAUUAGUUAGUUACCUCGCCAUGUUCACCAACUGCUCUAGUACAAUGAACGAGCUUGUUGACAAAUUCAACACUGCAUACGAAAGGCAUAGUAGGAGGGGCGGCCGAACUGCUUUUAUUUGAAAGUUAAUGUAUUGUCGAGAUUGCUUUCUUGCCCUUAUUGAGUUUCCUCUGUGGCAAGUAGCCACAUCUUUGCGAGUUUAGGAAUCACAUGUAUGGAAUAUAGGAAUCGAAGUAGUAACUUUAGUUUUUUCUUUUGCCUCAGUUUUCGCUUCCCCAUAUGUUAUUUACCUGCGAUUCUUGUGGGCACAAUUAUGGACGUGCCAGAAAGUGGUUGAGGUUUUCGUCUUUAGAUGUUAGAAGCUUUUAAUCAGAGAAUGUUUUGGUCCAGUUCUUACCCGGUUGGUUGCAGUAAUGUUUUGCAAGUACUGAUUUUACUCGUA